AUGAGUCUGCAUGGGCUCGGGGUGAUUGGGGCCCAGGUGGCCGCGUCCGUCAAGAGCAACGAUGAGAAGCCCUCAACACCAAGGAUUCGCUCGUCUUCGUGUUCUAUCCAGUCCAGUCCUUCCCUCCACAAUGAGGCUCGCUCGCAGGAUUUUGACCCGCACGUCGGGGCCAAGCCAUACUCGCCUUUCUAUCGCCAUGGAUCUCCCACGCUGUCCUACGAGCAGAUCACCUUUGAACCAAAGUCUACCGCCCCUCGCACCCGCACUCAUCUGAGAGACAUUGAAAAUGCGGGCCCUUACUUAGCCCUACGGAAUGACAGUCCGAGACGAUCAAAGCUGUGGGAGAAGCAAGAGAGCCCGCCUCGCUCAUGCAUGCGGUCCUUGACCACUCGCCAGAGAAUGGCCUUGAAGGCUAUCGUGGCUGUGGUGACGGUGGGAAGCAUGAUCGCCAUCGCUUUGGGCAUCACGGCUGCAGUGGGAGGGGCCGCUUGGAGAAGCAGUGCCGAGCAGACGGCUAUGGGAGGGUGA
Messenger RNA from Penicillium cinerascens, 528 nucleotides. RefSeq lists its product as uncharacterized. The record is from RefSeq and is a predicted model, not a curated record. The coding region runs from base 1 to 528 and encodes 175 amino acids. NCBI's taxonomy places the organism in Eukaryota, Fungi, Ascomycota, Eurotiomycetes, Eurotiales, Aspergillaceae. The transcript has a single exon.